CCCGCCCGGCGCCUUCCUUCGCGGAGCGGCGACCCGAGCGCGGCCCGGCCGAGCGCGCGGGAGCUCCCCGACGGCGCGCCGCGCCUCCCGCACCGCACCCGGCCCCGCCGGCUCCGGCCCCACAGGGACCGCGAGGCCCCUCGGUCCCCGCUCUGUCCCCGCUGCGUCCGGCUCGGUCCCGCUCCGUCCCCGCUGCGCCCCCCCCCCCCCCGCUCUGUCCCCACUGCGCCCCACUCUGCCUCCACUGCGUCCCCGCUCCGUCCCCGCUCGGUUCCGGCAGUGUCCCCGCUCUGUCCCCCGCUCGGUCCCCGCAGUGUCCUGCUGCGUCCCGCCCGCCGAUCCCCGGCGAUGCUGCGCGGCGCCGCCUGGGCGCUGCUCCUGGCCGCCGCCCUGGGGCUCGGGGUGCGCGGGGUGCGCGGCGCGGUGGCCCUCGCCGACUUCUACCCGUUCGGCACGGAGCGCGGCGACGCUGUCACCCCCAAGCAGGACGACGGCGGCUCGGGGCUGCAGCCGCUCUCCGUGCCCUUCCCGUUCUUCGGCGCCGAGCACUCCGGACUCUACGUGAACAAUAACGGAGUCGUCUCCUUCCUGAAGGAGGUCUCUCAGUUCACCCCCGCGGCCUUCCCCAUCGCCAAGGACCGCUGCGUGGUGGCAGCCUUCUGGGCAGACGUGGACAAUCGGCGUGCAGGUGACGUGUACUACAGGGAGGCCACGGACCCUGCCACGCUGAGCAGAGCCACAGAGGAUGUCAGGCGCUACUUCCCCGAGCUCCAGGACUUCUCCGCCACCUGGGUCUUCAUAGCCACCUGGCACCGUGUGACCUUCUUUGGAGGCAGCUCCUCUUCCCCCGUCAACACGUUCCAGACUGUGCUCAUCACUGACGGCAAGUUCUCCUUCACCAUCUUCAACUACGAGUCUAUCACGUGGACCACAGGCACACACGCCAGCAGCGGGGGUGACACCACUGGCCUGGGAGGGAUCGCGGCCCAGGCUGGCUUCAAUGCGGGUGACGGGCGGCGCUACUUCAGCAUCCCCGGCUCGCGCACCGCGGACAUGGUCGAGGUGGAGACCACCACCAACGUGGGCGUGCCCGGGCGCUGGGCGUUCAGAAUCGAUGAUGCCCAGGUGCGCGUGGGGGGCUGCGGCCAUACAACCUCCGUGUGCCUGGCCCUGCGUCCCUGCCUCAACGGCGGCAAGUGCAUUGACGACUGCAUCACGGGCAACCCCUCCUACAGCUGCUCCUGCCUCUCAGGCUUCACCGGGAGGCGGUGUCACCUGGAUGUUAACGAAUGUGCUUCCCAUCCAUGUCAGAACGGCGGGACCUGCACACACGGCAUCAACAGCUUCAGCUGCCGAUGCCCAGCCGGCUUCGGGGGGCCCACCUGUGAGACAGCACUGUCUCCAUGUGACACCAGAGAGUGUGAGAACGGCGGCCGGUGCCAGGCGGAGAGCGGCUCGGCGGUGUGCCUGUGCCAGGCCGGCUACACGGGCACGGCCUGCGAGACGGAUGUGGACGAAUGUGCCUCGGGCCCGUGCCUGAACGGAGGCUCGUGUGUGGACCUCGUGGGGAAUUUCACCUGCCUGUGCUCAGAGCCGUUCGAGGGACCUCGCUGCGAGACAGGAAGCCACCCAGUGCCCGACCCCUGCCUCUCAGCCCCUUGCCAGAACGGGGGCACCUGUGUGGAUGCAGAGGAGGGCUACGUGUGCGAAUGCCCCCAGGGCUUCACUGGCCUCGACUGCAGGGAGAGAACCCCUGAGCACUGUGGAUGCCGCAAUGGUGGCAGAUGCCUAGAGGCCAACACCACCCUCUGCCAGUGUCCCCCAGGGUUCUUUGGGCUCCUCUGUGAAUUUGAAGUCACAGCCACGCCCUGCAACAUGAACACGCAGUGCCCGGAUGGGGGCUACUGCAUGGAGUACGGGGGAAGCUACCUCUGCGUCUGCCACACUGACCACAACGUCAGCCACUCACUGCCAUCACCCUGUGACUCGGACCCCUGCUUCAACGGAGGCUCCUGUGACGCCCACGAGGACUCCUACACUUGCGAGUGCCCCCGAGGGUUCCAUGGCAGGCACUGCGAGAAAGCCCGGCCACGCCUGUGCAGCUCGGGGCCCUGCCGGAACGGGGGCACGUGCAAGGAGGCAGGCAGCGAAUACCACUGCAGCUGCCCCUACCGCUUCACCGGGAGGCACUGCGAGAUCGGGAAGCCAGACUCAUGUGCCUCGGGCCCCUGUCACAAUGGCGGCACCUGCUUUCACUACAUCGGCAAAUACAAGUGCGACUGUCCCCCAGGCUUCUCCGGGCGGCACUGCGAGAUAGCCCCGUCCCCCUGCUUCCGGAGCCCCUGCUCGAACGGGGGUACCUGUGAGGACCUAGGCACAGACUUCUCCUGCCGCUGCCGAGCAGGGUACAUGGGACGCCGGUGCCAGGCGGAGGUGGACUGCGGCCCCCCAGAGGAGGUGAAGCAUGCCACGCUGCGUUUUAACGGCACUCGGCUGGGCUCGGUGGCCCUGUACAAGUGUGACCACGGCUACAGCCUGAGCUCCCCCAACCACCUCCGAGUCUGCCAGCCACAGGGCGUCUGGAGCGAACCUCCACAGUGCCACGAGACAGAUGAGUGCCAAAUGCGGCCUUGCAGAAAUGGAGGCUCCUGCAGGGACCUCCCGGGGGCCUUUGUCUGCCAGUGCCCCGCAGGCUUCACUGGAGUCCACUGCGAGACAGAGGUGGAUGCCUGCGACUCCAGCCCCUGCCAGCACGGAGGCCGGUGUGAGAACGGUGGCGGGGCCUACCUGUGCGCCUGCCCAGAGGGCUUCUUCGGCUACCACUGCGAGACAGUGAGCGACCCCUGCUUCUCCAGCCCCUGUGGGGGCCGCGGCUACUGCCUGGCCAGCAACGGGUCCCACAGCUGCACCUGCAAAGUGGGCUACACGGGCAAGGAUUGCGCCAAAGAGCUCUUCCCGCCAACGGCCCUCAAGGUGGAGCGGGUGGAGGAGAGUGGGGUGUCCAUCUCCUGGCGCCCGCCUGAAGGCCAGGCCGCCAGGCAGAUGCUUGACGGCUACGCGGUCACCUACGCCUCCUCGGACGGUGCCUACCGCCGCACAGAUUUCGUGGACCGGAGCCGCUCCUCGCACCAGCUCCGGGCCCUGGCAGCCGGCAGAGCCUACAACAUCUCCGUGUUCUCCGUCAAGCGCAACGCCAACAACAAGAAUGACAUCAGCAGGCCGGUGCUGCUCCUCACCCGCACACGACCCCGCCCCGUUGAGGGCCUCGAGGUCACCAACGUGACAGCCAGCACCAUCUCAGUGCGGUGGGCUCUGCACAGGAUCCGUCACGCAACGGUCAGCGGCGUUCGUGUGUCCAUCCGGCAUCCCGAGGCCCAGGAGGACCAGUCCACCGAUAUGGACAAGAGCGUGGACAAGUUCACGUUCGGGGCCCUGCUGCCAGGAAGGAGAUACACCAUCCACGUGACUGCCCUCAGUGGGCUCGGGGGACAGGAGCCUCCCACCGAGAGUCUGGCCUCGGCCCCGCUGCACGUGUGGACGCGGCCCCUGCCACCAGCAAACCUGACCGCCGCCAGAGUCACGGCCACCUCUGCCCACGUGGUCUGGGACACCCCCACUCCAAGUACCUUGCUGGAGGCAUACGUCAUCAACGUGACCACCAGCCAGAGCACCAAAAGCCGCUACGUGCCCAACGGAAGGCUGACGUCCUACACGGUGAGGGACCUGCUGCCAGGGCGGCGGUACCAGCUCUCGGUGACAGCCGUGCAGAGUGCAGAGGGCGACCAACUGCACAGUGAGCCUGCUCACCUCUACAUCAUCACCUCCCCAAGGGACGGCGCUGACAGACGCUGGCACAGGGAGGGACUCCAUCCGCGGGUGCUCAGAAACAGACCGCCCCCCGUGCGCCUGCCGGAGCACCUGCUCAGUGACCGUGACGCCCCCGAAGCUCAGACCCCGGCCCCCAGGUUCUCGGAGCUUGUGGACGGCAGAGGGCGAGUGAGUGCCAAGUUUAGUGGCUCGCCUGGCAAAUCGGUCACCGUGAGAUCACAACCCACGGCUCUGGCGCAGCUCGAGAACACGGAGGAGGCCCCCAAGCAGGCGCCUGAGCAGGUCGGCCUGGCCCUCCAGCUCCCUGAACGCAGCAGCGACAAGGACACGGAAAACACUCCUGGGAACUGUUCAGAAAACCCCUGUCAGAACGGAGGCACCUGCGUGCCAGGUGUGGAUACCCACAGCUGUGACUGCAGCCCAGGGUUCAAAGGCAGACGCUGUGAGCUGGCCUGCACCAAGGUGCCGCAGCCCUGCACCAGGCUCUUCUCCGAGACCAAGGCCGUGCCCGUCUGGGAAGGAGGAGCCUGCCACCACGUGUAUAAGAGAGUCUACAAGGUGCACCAGGACAUCUGCUUCAAAGAGAGCUGUGAAAGCACGAGCGGCAAGAAAACCCCGAACAGGAAACAAAGUAACAACAGUCCGACACUGAAGAAAUCUUAGGUACAGAAAUCCUGAGCAUUCGGAAUCCUGGAACGAAAGAAACUCUCUAGCCCUAUUCUUGUUUGAUGUGGCAUUUCCCAAACUCCCCUGGAAACUCCACGCCACCCGGCUUACUCACCACCCAUAAACUCUGUCCAAGUCUUCCUAACAGGGACAUAUCGGGUUGAACCACGAAGACCCGUCUACAGCCCAGAAUCAGUCCCACGCUGAGCGUCACCGGGAAUAAGGUGGCACACCCCCCCCACCCCCACCCCCACCCCCACCCAGGGCAGCUCACUCCUCCUGCUCCAUAAAUGAGCCUCCCGAGCCCAUCCUCCUGGUGUUGAGAGGAAAGUGAGGCACCUCAGGGAACAGGCAGCUUCAGCACAGGCUAUACCGUCUUACGGACUAAGGAGAUGAAGGAGGAAUGUUUCUCAGAGCCUUUCCAAACAAGCAGAAGCAAAAGAGCCUCGCAGGGGAGGCGCCACCACAGGAAGCGUGUCCACCCCAGCCAAGCGGGGAAAGCCGAGGCUGGGGUCCGCACAGCGCGGCCUUGGCAGCCGUCCCCGGGCCGACUUCUCAAAAAGCCUCUGCGUUCAGCUCGUCUACCCAAAGGCAUCAUUCCCCUCCCAUUUCAUACCCCACAGACACACAAUGCAACACACGCCCCACGGCUCGCGAGCAAUUUGCUACCAGGACAAGAACCCACAAGUAUAGCUUGGGUCUGAAACCUUUGUAUCACAAUAAGUCACCUGAAAGAAUAAUACCUUUCUCUAAAACUCAACAAGUCCAUUAGUAUAAGAACAAAUCAGAAACCCUCAAUUAACUCCCAGAUCAUCAAAUACUAGCUUCCAGGACACCCAUUCUUCAAACAAUGGAGAAAACACCACCAACAGGAGUUCAUUUCAAUCCAGAGCAACAAGGGACAGCCUGUGUCUUCAGAGCCAAAAUCCAAGGGCAUCGCCUAACGCCUAACGGAAGGGAGCAGCCGGCGGCCCGCGGUGCCGCCCGAACACCCCUACCGCGGGGUCGUGCAGCCAGAGCUCCUCGGCACACCUGCCCUCCCCCUGCUGAGUGAUGGAGAGCUCAGCGAGGCUCUGAUGCGACAGGAACACGGGGCCACCUGGGGGCGGGGACCGAGCACCGCUAAGGGAACAGGAAGCUGCGUUUUAAAGAGGUAUGGCUAUCACUCUCCUCACGCCCCGUUCUCUUUCUCCUUCAAAGGAUUCAGGACGUCCUUGUUACACUCCAUCAACCUCGCGAGCUUCCAGAGCCCAGAAAGACGGGGCUAAAAGUGGACUGAGACGGGCGCCUGAGACAUCAGGUCCUGGCUAGCGCCCGAACCCUCUGCAGCUUCCCUCCCCCGCCCCUACCGAGACAGACGGCCAAGGCCACUCCAGGGACGCCCUCUGGGCUGAGUCACCUCCAGGCUCCGCAACGCUUCUAGCAGGCCGUGCUGUAAGCCCGGCUGCUGUUUCCUACGGGGACAGGCCAGGCAUCGGCCCGGGUAAGCGAGGCAGCCAGCCAGGAAGGCUCCUGCGACAUCCAGACACCCGCUCUGGGACUCCGAGGUCGGGGGGCAGUUCUCCCCCGGAGACCUCACAGUCACGCUGAGGACGAGCCGCUCUCAAGCCCGCCAGGCAGAGGCGGCGGCGCCAGGAAGGGGCCGCGAUGAGGCGCCACCGCGAGGGAAGCCGAGGGCUGGGUGCCCAGCGGACCCUCCUCCACCAUCGCCCCCGCUCGUCUGCUGCAGGCGCGACCCGGCACCCGGUCCGGCAGAUUGGAAAGAGAAAGUACAAUAAAUACAAAGAUGGGGUUUACACACUUCCAGCCUCCAACCCGUUCCCAAACAGUGACUAUUUUUGGCUCCGUGGACCAGACGGUCUCCGCGGCAACGACUCAGCUCCGCGUUCACAGCAGCGCUGCCACAGACGUGUGACCGGACGGGUGUGGCUGUGUUCCGGUAAGACCUCAUCUACCCACUUGGCUAAGCCCCGCUCGAUCGGGUCACCCAGGCCUCAGCCUCGCGCAGAGAAAGCCAUGCCCCGAUGACGCACCUCGGCAGCAAAGACCCCGGAGCUGCACGGAAGCCCCGCGCGAGCCCCCCAACUCGGGAAGCCGAGGGGGUACCCACGGCGCACAGCAGGGGCUCCUUCCUCCUCUCAGGGCCGGGUGCCACAGAGACCCGAUCACGCCGGAGAUGCUCAGCCCGUGCCUUGAGCGACACUGCUGUAGGCAGUCGGCUCGCGGCUGUUCACACACUUCGUCUCUGCAAGCAGGGGGCCGCGCAGCCUCGCCACAUAUGCCUUCCAGAGUCUUCUACCAGCAGUCUUCUCCCUGGGGAGGCCAAAAGCAAGCAAGCCAACCCACCUCGAGUCGCGUACAUUUUAGGAGCAGACCCAACAUGAACUCGAGCCCCUGGGCGCCUCCCACACUGCCCCAAGUCAGCAUUCCAGCACAGAGAGGGCUCCUUCCCGUCAUCUUUUCUAAAAACACUUUUUUGAAGAGUUAGAGUACAUUUUAGGCUUUUUGUUUUCAUUAAAAUUUUGUGUGCAUAUGUCUGUGUAUUAUGCGAUUUGUCCUUUUCAGAAAGGAAAGACGGUCAUUUCAAGAGCGUCCCCAGUGACCCAGGCCCGCCUGGAGAAGACGGGGGAGCUCAUUGCGGGCUCCGGCACUGGGGCAGUGAGAGGAGACCACGUACAGACACGCGUACUGCUGACUUCUGCUGCGUCCCUGGGACCUGUCGCUGUGUGCCUACGGAAAGCUACAGCAUCACCAGCAAGUGGCGAGAUCAAGCGAUAUCACUGGAAAAGUAGAUGAAACUUUCUACUGCGAUGCUAAUGACCUCAAGCCCCUCAGCCGUGAGGCGAACACUAGCGUGUUUCAGUUUUUAACUCAGAAACGUUGGUUUCUACAAGAAACAGUCUACUGAAUCCUGAGCUUGGUGCCGUCUUAUGAGGAACUCGUCGUGAUGUUUUACAAAUCUAGUAAGUCUAGUAAAAACACCUCCUGAUGCUAAAGGAACCACAACUCAUCCUGGACACAUUCUAAAUGAGACACUGCUCUUUUCACACAGUGCCUUCCAAAACUGUAGCGUCUUCCUCGAACAUACGCUCAAACUCCACCUGAAGAAAUGAGGAAAUCAGAAAACUAUCAGGUGCGUAGAAAUGUAUUUCUGCAUCAAAAUGCAAGGAGCAAUCAUGAACUGCCAGGUUAGCCAUUCCAGUCAUAGAAAUUUGUAAUUCUACUUAGUCCCCCGACUGGACACAAGAGCCCAUCUGAGGGAGAGUACUGGUCACUCGGACGCCACAAAACAGGAAAGUGACAACGCCAGCAGAGGGAAAUGCUCUCGGUUUCACAUAACCUUGCCCACGGCCGAGAACCCAGUGAGGACAAACCCUUCCUCCCGCCGCCGCACGUGGGCUGCCACAGAAGCAACCCCUCCGCCAUCCUGCUGCUCUCCCUCCGGCAAACCCAGGGCCAGCCACCUCCAGCAGCUGCCUUGGCAGGGACGCUCCCGCCGGCCAGCUACUGCCACGACACUGGCCUCCGACACCACACAGGGACUCACUGAGCUACUUUCCUUCCACCGAACGUGGCUCUGUGUGGUCACGCUCACACGUGAGCCCGGAGAAAACACAAGUACCUUGGUGCCGAGUCCCCACAGCAAACAGAGCUCAGACUACAAGAACAUUCCAGUGCACGGGGGAACGGAACGCCAACACGCAGCUACUGACUUUUCUCUUAAAUACAAGAAAUGUAACAAACAUAAGCCUGCUUACAAUCCACCGGACCAGGCUUUAGAGCUGCUCCUUGGCCACGACCCCGCUGACACCCCAGCUGGAUGGUUCUGCAGUGAGGCCGUCACGGGCCUGGCAGGAUGUUGAACAGCAGCGCUCGCCUCCACUAGAUCCCAACAGCGCCCUCCCUUGGUCCUAACCACCGAGACGUUCUCAGACGCUGCCAGACGUUCCCUGGGGUUGAGAUCGCCACAGGUGGGAACCGCUGCCCCACAGGAUUCCUGCACAGUCUCUGCUGGAAAAAUGAGGCCGAGCACCAGAACUUUCACAUGGUUGUUAAAAUGCUGCCAAGACCUGGAUUUUGGUUGCAUCACCAAAAACGUCUUCUGCGUCACCAACCCCGUGCCGGCUCCCCCGAAGGGAGGGACACCAGGACGUUCUGAGGUGCACCAGCCCUCCCUCGCGGAGCCCAGACCAUCAGGGCCGGGCCUCUACCUCAGAGAUGACUUCUAUCACAUUCCGCUCUUUAAAUCACCCCUGAGGCCCACCGGGUUCCCCGAGGGGACUCCCAGCACCAUGCUGUCGUGGGGCCCCCUGAAGGAGACCAGGUCCCGCCCCGCCAAAGACCCCGUGUGACUCCUCUUCUCCUCUGGUCUCAGGAGCCACUGUGUGAAACGGGCGAUAGGGAGAUGACAUCAGACCGCCCCAGCCCCUUCCCGUUCUGGCGCACUCCAGGCCACAUUCCUGUGGCCGCCAGAGCCUUCGGGCCUGGAUGUGGCCCACCGGCCGGGAGCUCGGCCUCGCAGGGAAGCCAACUUUCCUGAGAGGUCAGAGCCAGGGCCUCGUCCUCACAGACAUAGAGAGCAGCCCCCCAACCCUCCAAUGGCAUCAAGAAGCUGUGCGAGUUGAAAACACACAUCACUAACAACUCCCUUUACGCUGCCGGAUGCUGAAUGCAGCUAGGAAGCAAUAUGUGUGGAUGGAAAACACAAGUGUUUCCGUGGGAAACCGGCUACUUGUUUUCAUAGAAUAAAGUGCUGUGAUGUACAAAAGC
This is a messenger RNA of Prionailurus viverrinus (fishing cat), 9264 nucleotides long. RefSeq names its product sushi, nidogen and EGF like domains 1 (gene SNED1). Gene Ontology annotation, cellular component: protein-containing complex; plasma membrane. Bases 349 to 4491 code for a protein of 1380 amino acids. NCBI's taxonomy places the organism in Eukaryota, Metazoa, Chordata, Mammalia, Carnivora, Felidae. The record is from RefSeq and is a predicted model, not a curated record. Gene Ontology annotation, biological process: cell-matrix adhesion; heterophilic cell-cell adhesion; establishment or maintenance of epithelial cell apical/basal polarity. The transcript is spliced from 31 exons. Gene Ontology annotation, molecular function: calcium ion binding; Notch binding.